Messenger RNA from Cercospora beticola, 1976 nucleotides. RefSeq lists its product as uncharacterized. NCBI's taxonomy places the organism in Eukaryota, Fungi, Ascomycota, Dothideomycetes, Mycosphaerellales, Mycosphaerellaceae. The record is from RefSeq and is a predicted model, not a curated record.
UACAACGUCAAGCCGCAAUUUGGCAUCAUUUCCAUCUUCUUUGCUCAAAUUCACGAUGCGUAGAGUAGCCACUUGGUUGGCCCUGAGCCAGCAAGUUCUUGCUUCUUCGGCUACACCUACUGUCAAUCUUGCAGGAUAUGGCUCGUUCCGCGGACUCGCAGUCAAUGCAUCUUUGACGAACGACACGCUGCCAGCUCCUGUUGAUGCUUGGCUUGGCAUUGACUAUGCUGAGCAGCCAGUGGGCGAGCGACGAUUCACUCCCGUCGAGUCCAGGCCAGCGGCAUUCAAUGGCACACGAGCCGCUACGACAUAUGGAAAGAUCUGCGUGCAAGACCCGGCAGGACUGCCAUAUGAGCAAGACGAAGCAUGUCUGAGCUUCAACGUCUUCCGUACAGCAGGUGUUCCGCUUGAGAAGAAACUUCCGACCUUGGUCUGGAUUCACGGUGGUGGCUUUGUUCAAGGCUCUGCUCGAAGUCUCGAUGGCGCUUCUUUUGCUGCUGCAUCUAAGGAACCUAUCGUGGUUGUGACAUUCCAGUACCGACUCAGCGCUCUUGGCUUUCUCCCAUCUGCGCUGUUCGAGGAAGAAGGACUUUUAAACCUUGGCCUGCGAGACCAGCACUACUUCUUGGAAUUUUUGCAAGACCACCUCAGCUCUUUCGGUGGCGAUCCAAAACAAAUUACUCUUGGUGGCCGCUCUGCUGGAGGCCAUUCAACUGGUAUUCACUACUUCCACAACUACGGCAGUGACACUGGAAAGCCACUCUUUGCUCGUGUCAUUCAUCAAUCUGGCGCCGUCACCGCUCGAGCUUUCCCCGACUCCAGCUUCCCACAAUACCAAUCAGACUUCAAGCGUUUUAUGGGAGCUCUCAACUGCUCGACCAACUCCAGCAAUACCGAGGCUUUGAAGUGUCUCCGCUCCGCACCGAUCGACAUCAUUCGAUCCGAGAGCUCUCAGAUGUACACCGAUGGCGCACACAACAUUAGCUGGCCUUUCCAGCCCACUCUCGGCGGUCCACUCCUCGAGAAACCUGGAUCAGUCUCUGCUCGCGAUGGCACAUUCUUCCAUGUGCCAGCAAUCACCUCUCACGUCACCAAUGAGGGCAAAUACUAUACACCAGGGGAUCUGGAGACCAACACAGAAUUCCUCGAUUUCAUGCGCCAAACAAGCCCCUUCCUCAACGAAACCGAUAUCUCGCUCAUCGAAGAUCUCUACCAAGACCCAAUCUCUUACCCGGAAACUUCUCCUUACACUAACUCGCCAAACUCAACACAAUACAAUCGUCUCUCCGAAGCCUGGUCGGAUUACGCUUACAUCUGCCCGAGCAGAGAGACGGCCGAAGUUGUUUCGAAUGCUGGCGUUCCGAUUUGGCGUUUGCAUUUCAACACGCCGGACACGCCUCUUGAAUAUGUUCCAUGGCGCGGGAUUCCGCACACUUCGGACACAAGAUAUACGUGGGCGUCGAAGAGGACGGCUUAUCCUGUGACGGGUGAUAUCUAUCAUGCGUACUUGGCAAGUUUCGUGACUACGGGGAACCCGAAUACUGCAAGGUGGCCUGGAACACCGAAGUGGCCAAUCUAUGAUGCUAGCAAGGGAGCGGAAGCGCUGCAGUUGUUGGUCAAUCCAGGAAAUAACACUGUUGUGGAGAAGGAUAGCUACCGCAGAGAGCAGUGCGAUUUCUGGAACAGUGAUGAGAGAGCUGGCAGACUUAACAAGUAAACUUGUCCAGGAACGAGAAUUGUCAAAUUGCUUUCAAGCUAUUCGAGAUACUUCUUUCCAGUCAGCUCAUCGAUCAGGUCAAACAUCGCAUUACCUCCCAUCCAACCUCCCUUGUGCGAUCCGGCAACACCUCUCGUGUAUUCCGCUUCCUCCUGCGAGAUCUUGACAGUCUCUGUACCACGCCCACUCGCAGCCGCAUCCGCGAGCAAAUUCACAUGACAGCAUUUGUCCAGCAUGUAGAACCAAUUGACAGCCUCUU